Messenger RNA from Pelmatolapia mariae (spotted tilapia), 1250 nucleotides. It is a transcript of the gene lrrc20, whose product is annotated as leucine rich repeat containing 20. The record is from RefSeq and is a predicted model, not a curated record. Lineage: Eukaryota; Metazoa; Chordata; Actinopteri; Cichliformes; Cichlidae. Gene Ontology annotation, molecular function: protein binding. The transcript is spliced from 5 exons. The coding region runs from base 299 to 823 and encodes 174 amino acids.
GCUAGCAAGCUAACCGAAGCUCAUGUUUUGCUAACCGAAGCUAAGCAUUAACUUGCUUUUGCAUUGUUUGAUAACUUCUUUGCUUAUAUGAGGUGAUGCUAAUGUAUCGUACUGACCGAAAAAAUAGCGCAGCAGCAAAGAGGUGAGCCAGCCAACCCCUCCCCUGGUUAAAAAUACACACUCGUUAAACUUGCCUGGUGGGUUGAGAAGCUGAAGCUAAGUUAGCUAACACCGGCAGCGUUUGCACGUUUUGGUAAUACUAGCAGGCUUUUAGUUGAGGAAAAGUUAAAGCAGAAAAAUGGCUGAGGCUGUUGCAAAAGUGGCCCGGAGGAUUAAUGCUACUGUAGAGGAGGGAAAAGAUAGUGUGGACCUGUCAAAAUGCAUGCUAGCUUCUUUCCCAGACGGUGUGUUCAAAGUCCUGAGGACUGUCACAGAAAACAUCCGAGUUAUCACAUUGGCUGACAAUGAGAUGAAGGCCGUUUCUAGCAAGUUCUUUACAACUUUCACUCAGCUCAGAGAACUGGACCUGCAAGGAAAUGUGCUCACCAAACUGCCCGAUUCUGUGUCGGAAAUGAAGCAUCUGACCAGCAUCAACCUGGCUAAUAACAAGUUCUCCAUCUUCCCUGAUAAGCUUACUGAAAUAGCCACACUGGAGCAUAUUGAUCUUCAGGGAAAUAGCCUUACUGAAGUACCACUGGAGAAGUUGUCUGACAUGCCAUCGCUGAAGUGGCUGAAUGUGAAGUCAAACCCUCUGGACUCAAACACAAAGUCAGCUCUGCAGUCUCCUCGUAAAUUUGACAUUUUGUCAACAGCAGAGUCCUAAAAUGCAUGAUAAAUGUAUUUCACCUCCUGUAGCAUGGAGCUGUGUGCCUUUAAUUGCUUAAAUUGAAUUAGUUUUGUGUUACAGGCAGGACAAAAAUACUUCAGGAUAUCAUUAUACUGUACAAGCAACAAAAACAGAGUUGUGCAGAGACCUCUUUCUUUGACUUUUCAAUGCUGCUGGGAACCCUGUAGGCUCUACUUUUGGUAUUAAGACUUCUGGAAAUUAAAUCACUCAUUCUUGAUACACCAUUUGACAUUGUUUCAAAUUAUAUAUUUAUUAUGGCUUAUUUAUUGUUUUUGAUAGGGGAAAAAACAAAUAUACAUUGCAAACUAAGCAGUCUUUGUGUAUUUGUCUUUUUUACCUGGUGACUUUGCUGAGAUGGUUAUGUUAUAUACAAUACUGAGUUUGUAUUAAAUGGCACAGAAGU